Messenger RNA from Thrips palmi, 1077 nucleotides. RefSeq names its product peptide deformylase, mitochondrial-like. The coding region runs from base 279 to 1031 and encodes 250 amino acids. Gene Ontology annotation, biological process: peptidyl-methionine modification; N-terminal protein amino acid modification. Lineage: Eukaryota; Metazoa; Arthropoda; Insecta; Thysanoptera; Thripidae. Gene Ontology annotation, molecular function: peptide deformylase activity. The record is from RefSeq and is a predicted model, not a curated record. Gene Ontology annotation, cellular component: mitochondrion. The transcript has 3 exons.
UAACUCCUUCGUUGCAUGAGGAAAUUAAUCCAAGUGCUGACACCUUAUGCUAUUCUUUUCCCCUGAGAAAAUAAAUGCAAAGCGGCUGCGAGUUGGUCGGCCUGUGAAUAAGGCAUCUCAUCCUGCCAUCCUGCGAAUAAAAGUGCCUUCUGCUGGUUGUGGUUAGGUUUACUGUGGUUGGAAAGAAAUGGUUGUUUAUCUAACGCUGAAGUUGGCAUUCCACUAAUGACACUGACUUUGUGCAAGUAAAAUACGAGGGAAAGAGCGAAAAGCACAAAAUGGCAUUGCUUGGGAGAUAUCUUAAUCAUUUAAACCAUUUGAAAACCAACUCUCCUGCCCUCUUUCACCAUUCAUGUAGAAGUUAUGCAGCCAAAAAGUCGUUCAGAGAAAAGUAUCAAGCCCUGUUUUAUCCACAGCGUCCUGAAGCGCCCUAUGACUUUGUGUGUCAAAUUGGGGAUCCUGUAUUGAGGCAAAAGUGUGAUCUGGUCGAUGAACAGUUAAUUGGUCUACCCAAAUUUCAAUCCUUCAUCGAAUUAAUGUGGAAAGUUCACAAGCUGUAUGGUUGUGUAGGACUUUCAGCACCACAACUGGGGCUGCCUUUACAAGUGGUUGUCAUCGGAUGCACAGAAGAAGAAUGUAAAGCCGCUAAAUCUGUAUUUGUCCAGCCAAUAGCCAAGAAGGUCCUCAUCAACCCAGUAAUGAAGGUCUUAAACUACAAAAGUAAAGUGACUGGGCCUGAAGCUUGUGCAAGCAUGUGCUGCUAUAGUGCCCUAGUAUCAAGGUUCUCUGAAGUCAGAGUAGAAGCUUUAAAUGAAAAAGGGACUAAAAUUGCUUUUGAUGCAAAUGGAUUUGAAGCCCGAAUAAUCCAGCAUGAAAUUGAUCACCUAAGUGGGACAAUGUAUGUAGAUAAAAUGGAACCCAGGACUCUAGAAUGCUCAGUUUGGCAAAAUGUCAAUGUGCGAAAAGGAAAUUGUCAAAUUAGAUUCAAACCAAUCAAAGAUUCUCUGUUACAUAAAAUGAAACUGAUUUGAUCAUUCUAGGGUUACAUUACAAUAAAUUUUAAGCUUGGAACCAUUA